AUGGAUACGAUGAUUCACAAACAUAGCGCCCAAUGUAUUUACGUCGUCCCCGAGGGUCUGAAGGAAUUAAUGUCGGACAUAACUAGAGAAGUUUUGCGGACGCAACCGGAGAACCUCUACGUCUUCAUAGCCGACUACCUGGAGGCGCUGUUGUUGACCAGGGAAAACGCCCGAGUGGCCGCCAAACUGGUGCAAAGCAUCACCGAAAUAGCCGAAACCACUAUGGAGUUCCUCUCUAAAACCGGCAUGGGCAAGGAGUCCAUAGACAAGGCGAUAUCCAUAAUGAACCAGCACUUCAAAGAAAAAAUCCGCGAAGAGUCCAUCGCGACGCAGCACUACCAGAACGAUUUCGUCGACGAGGCCAACAUCAUCACCACCAUACUGGCAGAGGCGGCCAUCGACGACGAGUACGUGCAGGCCUCCACUUCCAUCAUCAAUAUGGCGUACAAGAAAUUCAAGCUGCGCAAAGAAGCUGAAAAGCAACUGCUCAGCGGCAUGAUUGAUUGGAGGAUAGCGGCGCGGAGCGCCAUCAAGCUCUACAGACAGACCGGAGUGACCAACGAGGAGGUCAACCGAGCCGCCACUCUAAUCAAAGCCGCCUACAAAGGCUACUACACCAGAAGAAUAAUGAAGAAGCUCACCGAGGAGCAGAAACUCCUGUCCGAAAUGCAAGCCGAUAAGAAUGUCGAAUCGUCCGAACCGAAACUAGGCGCUGUAGACAGCAAAUCGGUUACAAUCGACUACGAUUCGGUCAUACCCCACGUCGAUUUCGAUGACGCUGACGUGAAACUCGCAUCUCCAAUAGUCGAAUACAUAAUGGAUGUCAUAUUGGAGAAGGUCGUUCUAUCCGAGAAAAAAUCCGCCAAGAAAAAAUCCAAACCCGGCAGGAAACCGCAGAAACCCAAAUCGGCGCCGGGUGGAGUAUCGGAUACCAAGCGCCCCUCCGUCGCCUCCAAGGCGUCCUCUCAAGCCUCCAAGCGCACUUCGGUCUCCACAGCAGCCAGUCACGCCGACAAGCGAUCCGCGGCUUCGGCUCGCAGCAGCGCAGCCUCCCAACUAACCUCCAGAUCGAAAAAAUCGGAGAAAUCAGAAAAAUCGGAGAAAUCGGCGAGAUCACAUGCCAGCCAGCGCAGCUCGGUUACAGCGUCAGCGCGAAGCAGUCGCAUGUCCGAGCGCAGCAGUCGCUCAUCGGAGCGCAGCGGUCCGGUUUCGGAGCGCAGCAGUCGCGUGACGGAUCGCAGCAGUUUCGUCAGCCGCAGCACUGUAGCGUCGGGUCGGAGCAGCGUGACCUCGAGGCGCAGCAGCGCGACCUCGAGGCGCAGCAGCCAGAAGACGAAGUCCAUAGGUAGUCCGGCUGAGAGCGUGGUGUCUUCUAGGAGGAGCGUGAAGUCGGCGCAAAGCGCUGGGGAAUCUCAGAGGAGCGUCAAGAGCGCAGGCGACAAAUCGCCGGAUCAGCACAGCAAUAAAUCGGGGAGACGCAGCGUUAAAUUACCCCAAGAGGUGUAA
Phyllotreta striolata is the source of this 1506-nucleotide messenger RNA. The record is from the annotation of a GenBank genome assembly. NCBI's taxonomy places the organism in Eukaryota, Metazoa, Arthropoda, Insecta, Coleoptera, Chrysomelidae.